UAAAGUAGAUUAGGUUUAGGUUUAGGUUAGGCGAAGGAGUUCACGAACAGUAAGAUCAGUCGCGAAGGAAGUGGAUAGAAGUUGGUCUGAGGGGAAGUUCGGUCGUUCAGUACGCGGCUCGGGUACGCCGUACGUUCGUUUCUAUCAACGGACACCAUGAUGAUUAAGUAAAUGAUGCGUCCGCGAUAACGAGAGGCAGAAGCACGACCGACCCAUCCGUGCAUAGCCGUAUAUAUCACAGAGCGGCACAUGGAUGCGACGAACGGACAGAAGCCCCACGCGGGGCAGCCUUCCACCAGCACGGGGCAACUCUCCACCUCGGACAAAGGCAAGGAAUGGCAAAUGGAGUUGCUGAUGGAGAAAUUACGUUCCAAGUCUUCUACAUUGAAGCCUCUGGUGGAAACUGCUAAAAACAUGCGUAUGGCGAUGUUGGACAAGCGGUACACAAUUGAUAGCGUGGAGAAAAACCAGUUGCAGAAAUGUUUGGAUACUUUACAGCAUUCCAUCAAAGUUACCUCCUUCCAAUCUAUGGUAGAGCGAUUAGAAAGCUUAACGAGGCAGUUAGGAUUAAAGUUCAUGAUGUCUGGUCCUCCAGGCACAGAAAUAUUUAUAUCCUCCGAUAUGUUCUUCUUGGAGGUCUUGUUAGAGCCAUCAGGACAUGUUAGAGAGGUUAAGAUCCAUCAUGAAGGAAAAAGCGAGCAGCAAAGUUGCGAAGUAUUAGCUUCAUGCCUGUCGCGCGGUGACUUUGUUGAUUUCACUACUCAGCUGGAAGGACUGGUAUCUAUAUAUCAGUUAAAUGCUGAUAAGAAAGUGAAGUGCAAAGCUUUCAGCGCUCUGCAAUCUCUGGAGGCCGACUUAGGCGUUCUGGCGCAAUUGCAAACAUUCAUGAAGGAGCCAUUCAAUCUGGUGCACAAAAGUCCUGUUGGAAUUCUAGAGAGAAGAAGAGGCGGCCACCCGAUGAAACUCACGUACUUCGUCUCCCCGUACGAUUUAAUCGAUCUUGAGAAUCGCACCUAUGAUACGCUGAAUCCCGACAUCAUCAUCAAACGAAAGAUCGGUCAUUCAGUGACUGUCUGUAUGGAAGGUUCAACGGGUCACAAGUUACCGACAUCUAGUAUUAUAACUGUAAAUAGGAGCCCCACUGGAAAGAGCACACCAUCGUACGCUCCACUGACUAGUGCCAACUCGUCCAUGCUGCCCGCUUGUUUCGUCCUGAAGCUAGGUAAAAAGAUGCCGAUCUGCAUGGAACUGGUGAAGAGGAUACAGAAAGUCACAGAGCUCGAGUGCGGCGACAUCUCCGCGCCUCAUCCGUUACUCAGCCUGAUAAUACAGCACGCGAGUGACGGGCAAUUGGACUGCCGCAAUAACAGAGGGUUGUAUGUGACCUUAACGGACCAGCAGCACUGCUACUUCAUGACGGAGAACAAGAAUAUGGAGGGCGUACUCGUGUGUAGCAUACCCUUCACGCACCCGGCGCACGUGCCGCAGAUCCUCGUGUACCUGCGACAACAGGCGCUGUUCAACUGCCUGAUCGCGAGCUGCGUAAGACCGAUGGCCCGGCAGGACCCGGACACAACGAUACUCGAGGUAAGCGCAUUGUCGUGGCAGCACGUAUCCGUGAGCGUAGAACACCCGUUCGAAGAGACGAUGGCUACGGCGGAGCUGGAUCUGACGGACAUCUCCGCGCUUCGGUGCAAGCUAUACGGUGUAAGUAUGACGAACGCGGAGCAGACAUCGGAUCUCGCCGGCAAGGUGUUGCAACGUUGCCUCAGCAUACCGCUGACGAUGAGAACGCUGUUGAAGAUCUGGGAGGGCCGUAACACCCUGCCGACGAUGAGCGCUCUGACCGGCGCGAUCGGCGGCGUCGGCGGUGGUAGCAGCAACGGCAGCUACAACAUCAAUCUGGGCUCUGGUAAGGAUCAGAGUGGUCAGAACGGUACCGCUGGUAUGCCGGAUUUCACGAACGGCGAUGUGAAAAUCAAACAAGAGCCCGGCUUGAACAACGGCAACGGCAGUAUAGGAGGGAGGCAACAGCAGUCGUCGCAUCAGAUUUCGCCGCAGCAGCAGCAGCAACAGCAACAACAACAACAGUCGCAACAACAACAACAGCAGCAGCAGCAGCAGCAGCAGCAGCAACAACAACCACAGCAGCAGCCUUUUUUAGAUGCCGGAACGGAAAAUAGUAUCGGUUUUCCGUCGUAUUCCGGCCAAUCCGAUACGACAGGCAAUGCCUCCGCUAUGCUGAAUCCAUUGCAGUUGGGUGCGCUGUUAGGACAGGCGAAGAACUCUCUGUCUAAUGCGAACGCGAGUGAGCGUAGCAAAAAGACCCGCAAGAGAAAGGCGGCGGACGGUCUCUGGCGCAGCCCGAAAAGAAAAGGCGACGCCAGCGACGGUGCCGGCGGCGCCACGACAGCUGCGGAGAUCCUGCUGGAGAGUUCGAGCUCUGACUCGACGCCAUUGGGCACGCCCACCGGCGGUAGAGAGAACCUGACGGAGACCCGAACGUCCACUCCUACCUCAACCUCGGCGGCGAGCUUGGCCAGCGGCAUGGAUUUCUCGAACCUCGACGCCACGGACAUGCUUGGCACCGACAAAAGCUCCGACUACGAUCUCGACAACGAAAGCGGCGAGAUCAUGGAGGUGCACACGACCGCGGAGCAGCUGCAGCAGGACGUGGAGGAGUUGAUGAAGCGUGAACGUAAGUCGAAGAAAUCGCGCGACGAGAAAAAAGCGAGCCCGACGAAUAUAUUCGUCGACGAGAGUAAGAGCCUGGUGCCACCUUCUGUAAGUAUCACCCCAAUCACAUGCGGUAACCUGGAUCAAAGCGCCAACUAUAAUUCCGUGCUUACGGGAAUGGGUUUGGAAAGGAGGCCAGGUAUCGAGAUCAUACCCAUCGCUUCGUCGCCGCAAACUAGCCUACCAAGCUCAAUCACGAUCACACCGAUAGCCGGCCCAGCGGCUAACGUAUCCACGUCCAAGGGCCUGACGGAAGAGCGCCGUGAGCGGAAGAGCGGCAAGAGCGGCAAGAGCACUACGGCCGCGAGCGAGGAUAAAGGUGGCAAGCUCGAGAAGCGGCGCAAACGCAAGCGCGAGGACAGUCCGAUGGGUCCGCCGCCGGACAAGCUGCCGCCGAAGCCGCCUCCGCAGCAGCAACAGCAGCAGGACCCACUGUUGAAGCCGGUGUCGGUGAGCAUCAAGCCGACGGAGCAGUCACCGCCGAGUCUGAGCUCGACGCGACCGACUUCGCCCGCCGGCACGGUGAAAAAGUUCAGCCCGUCACCGACGCAUCCAAGCUCGCUCGCGCUCGUAGGUAAGUCCAGUCCCACAUUGAAACAGUCAGCCAUCAGCAAACCGGUGCAAAGUCCGAAGCACUCGCCGGUCUACGGCAGCAGCCCGAAGCAUAACGCGCCGGUGCCGGUACCGCCGGUGCCGACCAUGCCGAUGUCUGUGACGGUUCCUGCAGCUGUGUCGGUCGCUGUGUCGGUUCCCGUGCCAGUGCCAGUUCCGGCGAGCGCGAGCCCGAAGCACGGCACGUCGUCGCCGAAGCACGGCAGCUCUGCCGGCAGCGGCAAGCCAAGCAUGUCCGCUCUCAAAUCGGCGGCGAACUCGCCGUCCGGUAAAACCUCCGACCAGGCGACUCCGUCCAAGGUCAAGUCCUCGUCGUCGUCGUCGUCGUCGUCGUCGUCGUCGUCGUCGUCAUCGUCGUCGAGCAAAGAUUCUGGACGCGACAAAGAUAGAAAGACAUCGUCCGUCGGCUCGUCCAGUUCGUCCACUGGUCAUCAGAGCCCGAAGACCAAGUCGUCCAGCGGAAAGCUGAAGCAACUGGAGAUUAUUCCCAGUAGCGGCGCCGGUACUAGCGCUGGCGAGACGCAAGUUUCAUUGUCCAGCAGCGGCGGCAGCACUCCGCCCUCUGGCCAAGUGGAUGCGGCCAAGUCCGCGCAGGCUCAGCAACAGGCGCGGAAUCGUAAGAGUUCUUUGAACGCGGUGAUCGACAAAUUAAAGAACGCACAGCAUUGCACCGAGGACGGUGGCAACGGCAGCGCCAAGAGUUCGUCCAGUGUUGGCGGUAGCGGCAGCGGCAGUGGUAGUGGUGGAAGCGGCAGUGGAAGUAGUAGUGGUGGCAGCGGACCGCAGAAGGAGGGACGUGGUGUGAGUGGGUCGUCCGGAAAGAUUGCUGAGGGGAAGUCCUGCAUCGGCAAGAACUCUUCCAUUGACUCUUCCAAGAAUCCAGCCGAAUACAUGGUGAAACACAGUUCGGAUGGUAUCAAGAUCACCAUCAACAAAACACGCACGAAAGAUUCGAAAUCGGGAGGCAACCUGAAGCUAUCGUCGUCGUCCUCGUCCUCGUCUUCAUCCUCGUCAUCUUCCUCGUCCGUUGCAGCUGGCGCGACCGGUGCGUCCUCCGGUUCAUCGGUAGCGUCUUCUUCAUCAUCCGUGACGUCUGGAAAUGGCUCGCCAAAGACCCACACCGGCCUGAAGCCUGGAGUUAACUCAGGACCGGCGUCAAAGAAGCCUACGCAGUGUUCGCCAAAGUUACUGAAUCAAAAGAUGCUGGCGAUGAAGUCGAUCUCUGGUUCAGCGAGUUCUGGCGCAAGUACCGCGGGCACAGGUGCGGGUGCAGGCGCGGGUGCGGCCGGGGGUGUCAGCGGCGGCGGCGGUGGUAGUGGCGGUAGCAACCCGUUGUCCAAAAGCGGGUCGUCCUCCAAGUCCUCCGGCUCGCCAAAAACCUCUGGCACAGGGCCGACCGACCUUAGUCGCGGUCGCGACAAGCCUCGCACUCAGAAAUCCGGCGAUAAGGGGGUGUUCGCCUCGAAGAGUCUCGGCGACGCCAGGAAGUCCAGUCCUUCUGCUCUGCGCGAAGAUAACGAAAACGAGCGGGCGUACAAGUUGUUAGCCGCGCACGCCUCGAUGUCGAGUCUGCCACCGAGUCUGCCGCCGCAGCUGGUCAUGGAGGGCCUGAUGAAGCAGUUGGACACCAAAUUUCAGAUCCCGAAGUUGUCGGCUCGCGCGAAUGUCGACGCCGCCGACAAGAAAUGUUCCGAAAAGCUGUCCAUGCUGCCGGACCCUGCCAAGACCCUGGACGGCUUGACGGUGAAGCAACAAGAACAGCAGAGCAAGAUCGCGAAUCUAUCGAACCCGGUGACGGUGUCGAGCAAAUUGAUGGCGGACGAGCAGCCGAGCCAGCCGAGCAGACGAGACCACGCGCAGACCAAGCCGGACAACCUGUCGAUCUCCACGAGCGCCGGCGCGAUGUCGCUGAGCCUCGCCACCGAGAACACCGGCGGCCUAAUGUUGCCGCCGCAAUCGGCCGCGGACUCGGACGUGCCGACGAACCUGUCCAUGCAGCCGAUAGACAGCGAGUCUCGCGACCCGUGCAAGGACAUAGGUACAAUCGGGAGGACGAGCAGUCAGCCAUUUCUCAGUAAGGACGACACGAACGCCGGCGUGAUUGGCGUUCUCGGCAAGAGCGGCGCCGAUCAGCUGGCAUCGUCCGCUUCUAAAGCUUACGCAGGGACCCUCACGAGCUCUGGCGCGACCACCGCGCCGUCGAGCAGCGGCUGCACCGUCGCCGAGAGCUUGAAUCUGAGUACCAAGCCGGCUGACGCCGCGUUGGUCAAAUACAACAAGAUCGCUGAUGAGAAGAAGCAGGUAACGUGCGGACCACCACCGCCUUCGUCUUCCUCCUCCUCAUCGUCGUCGUCGUCGAUCUUCUCAUCAAUGGGCAGCGCUGGCGGCAGCGCGGGAGUCGUCGCGACUCCCGACAGCGGUGCGAAUAUCAGUAAGGUCACCGACCCCACGGGAGUGAGCAGCGGCAACGGUAAUGGUGGCGGCGGCGGCAGCGGCGGUAGCGGCGGCGGCAGCGGCGGCGGCAGUGGCGGCGGCGGCGGCGGCAGCAGCAGUGGCAGUGGCGGCGGCAGUGGCGGUGGCGGCGGUACCGCGAGCUCCCAAGAGGCGGCAGAGAUGUUACUGGACUUCUCCACCGCCAAGGACGUAACGAAGAGCCUGACACACCUAACGACCAUCCCCGAGCGGGCGAUGACGCAGGCGGCGCCAGUGCGCCGCAACACUCCGCCACCACCGCCUCCUCCACCACCGGCUUUCCCACCGGCGAGUCCCUCCGUCAGUGUGCACAUCGUCAAGAGUCCAGCGCCGAGUCCACGGGUGAUCCCGCCUUCACCGCACUCUGCGUCGCCGUGCAUCACCGACGACGAACUCAUGGACGAGGCGUUGGUUGGGAUGGGCAAAUGAAGAUUACUUAAACUGUAAGAAUACUCGAGGUUCCGUUGCCUUGACUACGCGUCUUCUGGACCUCCACAUGGGUCGUCUCGAGGAUCGCUCGAAGUUACUUCCCCUUCCUCGUCGCCGAGACCGAUUGUAAAUCUUUCGCGAUGAUAUCGCACUCGCAUUCGCAUGACCGACAUAGCGAUGACGAUGCAUCACGCACUUUCGUUCUCGGUUUCACUCGACGAGAAGCUCGUCGCCGGCGAGACUGUUUCUUGGAUGGGUCCGAGCUUGUCGAGGUUUUUAUUCGACCUUGCGAUAUCUGGAUGUUAUGUAAUGUUCGCUUGCAUUGAAAUAUAUAACGUCGUUGGACAUGGGAUCCUAAAGCUGAGAGAGAGGACUGUUUUCUCCGAAUGUUCGGUUCUACCUACUUUGUAUUUCGCCAGAGAGGAUAAGUGUGAGGGUGUAAAUGUGUCCAUGUACGUAUGUGUAUAGGUGUACGAGCGUAUGUAUGAACGAGAGAGAGAGAGAGAGAGAGAGAGACCGCGGAGUGGUGAAGUUGCGGGGAUCAAUUUCCGCCGAGUAGCGUCGUAGAAUCUCAGUCGUAUCGGCCGCAACUGCGAGCGGUGGUCGACCUGAGGAUCGCGCACGAGGCGCGAAAGUUCCAGUAUCAAGUACGAAUUGACUAGCGUAUGAAUUAAUUUAAAUUAGAUUGUAUUAGGUGUACGCACACACACACACACAUACAAAUAAGUUUGAAAGCGUUUUUAAGACAAUGCAAAACGUAUAUUUGAGAGAAAAGAGCAAUAUAUUUAUUAAUCAAAAUAUGCGCCGUCAUUAUCUAUCACCUUUUGCCAUCGGUCGUGCGACACGAUGAAGUAGUCAACCCAUUUUUGCAGUUCGUCAAAUGUUCGGAAGUAAACUGAAGACAAAGUAUUUUGCAUGGAUCGGAACAAAUGAUAGCCUGAAGGGGCUGUCGGGAUUAUACGCCGGGUGCUCCAAAACUUCCCAUAGCCAAGCGUCAAUAACGUUUCCUUGAGCGAUUUUGCAACAUGCGGUCUGGCGUUAUCAUGGAGCAAUUUUAACGGGACGCAAUCCUUUGCCAAUAAAUGGACGUUUUCGACUGAUUUCCUCGUCCAAUCGCAGCAAUUGUUGCUUGUAGCGAUCAGCAGUAACAGUUUCUUCAUCCAGUAAUGCUUGCAAUUGCUCGUAUUCAACCUUCUGUUGGUAGCGGAGCGCUGCUACGUUCUCGAUCGCUAAUCUCAAAAUCAGCAGCUUUAAUUAAGCCGCUUGAAGCAAAAUUCACACGUGCUUUUCGAUACAGUAUUCUCCCCAAGAACAGAAUAUAUCGAUGCACACGCUUUUGCAGCACUUUUCUCUUGGUGAAAUUCAUAACGAAUGCAAUGACGAAUAAAUGCUUUGUCUCGCUUGCCAUCUUUCACCUACCAACGUUUAAGAACGUUUGAAUGCUGGCCAACUUCUGCGUCGUUUUUAUUACUCUGGACCGGUUACAGUCACGUGACAAAACCGCGGGAGAAUUUUUGAUUUGUAAACCAGCAGUAUACGUCACACAACAAACGCUUUAAAACUUAUUUCUUAUAUUUGCGCAUAUUUUGAUUAAUAAAUAUAUUGUUCUUUUCUUUCAAAUACGUUUUACAUUGUCUUAAAAACGCUUUAAAACUUAUUACACCUAAUACAUAGAUCUAUGGAACCAUGUAUUCAUAAGUACGUUCGCGCAAACGAGGAAGAAAAGAGAGAGAGAGCUAUACGAGCUCGUUGCUUGCGCGAUUGCGUCUCGCUUGACACCGCAGGAGCACCGAAUCGCUGAGGUAGAAACUCAUCCUUGAUUCCAGACUCGUCCGGUCCAGAUCGUUCCCCAGCUCGGCGCAGUCGGACUGCGGAUUGCGCCGCGAGACGAACGGACGAUUGCCGUAAUCUUGCUCUCCUUCCCCCUCCCGACCGUGUAUCCUUCCAUUGUCUUUCACGCUCUUGGGUGUACACUCUUCCAGGGCACUCGCGUGUCCGUGUCCUGAAUGUUAGUUAGCGUUCGCCAGCUCCUCGGUCCAAGGAUGAUUCAGCGGCCGUCGAAUUAGUUCCGUAAGUUCCCAAUACUGCCAAGUCGAUCGGUUUAGAUCCUCGAAUAUGGUCAUUCGCAUUCUCCAUUCACGUCGACAUUCAUCAUCAUCAUUCAAGCGUUCAUUCACUUUCAAUGAAUCGUGCGAACCGCUUUGUCCUUUUCAAGGGAAUCCUGUGUAUCCGCGAUUGCGUGCGGUAGAUUGGACGGAUUUUCUUCUGGAUUGUCAGCGAGCCGAGCGAAUUGUUAAGAGAGAAAUCUGAUGACGCAACGCCGGAAUGUCGUGCGAAAUGCGCUUUAUGCGUUUCAUAUGAGAGAAAGAAAGAGUUUCAAAGGCUGUGCAUAGACCGAAAGAGGGAAAGAAAGAAAGAGAGAGGGAGAGAGAGAGAGAAAGAGAGAGAGAAAAGAAAAACCAAUAGAAUGUAUGCGAGUAUUGUAUUAUAUUUACCUUUUGCCCCUCUUCAAGUACAUCACCGUCAAAAAAUUUAGUAACGGAAAGGUGCAACGAGCAGAGAAAGCUUGAAAUUUAUCCGCGGAUAAAUUACACGACAUAUACAGGAUGUUCAAUUUUAAAGUCUACAGUGUUAUAUUUCGUAAACUGAUGAUUUUAUUGAAAAAUUUUUCAAACAAAAGUUGUAGGGUUCAGAAGGGGACAUCUGACGGUGACCUUGGCUUGACCUUGGAUUGUUGUUUGAAGGUCACGUAAAGGUCAACUUCAAAAUCCUAAAUGGAACCCUCCAUUUUUUAUUGCAUAUUCUUGUAGCCCUUGUCGAGACGUUUCCAAAACACUACCUACUUUUGUCUUUUGCGUAAGCCAUUCCCAAGAUAUGAAGCUUCAAAGUUGACAUACCGUCGGCAUUCGCAUUGCCUGAUGUACACCGCGGGGAGGGGUUGCUCAGUCGGAUUUGUACAUCAUAAUGGCCCUAAAAAGGGCCGACUUCUUUGAAGCUUCAUAUUUUGGG
Harpegnathos saltator (Jerdon's jumping ant) is the source of this 9258-nucleotide messenger RNA. RefSeq names its product Mediator complex subunit 1 (gene MED1). The record is from RefSeq and is a predicted model, not a curated record. Gene Ontology annotation, molecular function: transcription coregulator activity. Lineage: Eukaryota; Metazoa; Arthropoda; Insecta; Hymenoptera; Formicidae. The transcript is spliced from 8 exons. Gene Ontology annotation, cellular component: mediator complex. Gene Ontology annotation, biological process: regulation of transcription by RNA polymerase II. Bases 250 to 6249 code for a protein of 1999 amino acids.